This is a messenger RNA of Neogale vison (American mink), 1188 nucleotides long. RefSeq names its product torsin-3A-like. The record is from RefSeq and is a predicted model, not a curated record. Gene Ontology annotation, molecular function: ATP binding; ATP hydrolysis activity. The coding region runs from base 1 to 1188 and encodes 395 amino acids. NCBI's taxonomy places the organism in Eukaryota, Metazoa, Chordata, Mammalia, Carnivora, Mustelidae. Gene Ontology annotation, cellular component: nuclear envelope; endoplasmic reticulum lumen. The transcript is spliced from 2 exons.
AUGAGGCGGCUCCGGCUCCCGGCAACACGCUGCGAGCCGGCCCGGGGCUCAUCCACCGCCUGGGCAAGGCCUAGACGGAGUCCCUUACCGGGCCGGCCUCCGCGGGCCCCGGGGGCUGCCGAGGGGACUCUCCGGGUGGCCGCCCCUCCUCAGGCUCCCCAGAGAAACGCGCGGCCGGAAGCAAGCCCCGGCGGUGGGCGGUGCCUGCGGGUGGCCCCGCGGUGUGCUCGGGCCGCAGGCGACGACCCGAGCCCGCCGGAUGGGGCCCAGGAGCCCCUCCACGGCCUGCGCGAGCGGCUGAGGACCGCCGCGGCGCUCUCCCGACGGUACCGGGCGCUCCUGCGCUGCUGCGUGUGGCCCGAGGACUGUGAGCUCGCCGAGGAGGCUGGCGCGGGGCUCCUGGGCUGGAGCCUUCCCCUGUUGGGCCAGCAGUACCUGGACAUCCUGACCUCGUGGUACUGCAGCUUCCAGGCCUGCUGCAACAGCGGGGACUGCAGGAUCUCCAACAACUUCACAGGCCUGGAAUCGGACCUAAGUGUGCGACUGCACGGCCAGCAUCUGGCUUGGGAGCUGGUCCUGACCACGGUGAAGGGCUACUUAGAGCUGCCCCAGCCAGGCAAGGCCCUGGCCCUGUCGUUCCACGGCUGGUCCGGCACAGGCAAGAACUUUGUGGCGCGGCUGCUGGCAGAGAACCUGUACCGGGAUGGGCUUAGGAGCGACUGCAUCAAGACGUUCAUCGCCACCCUACACUUUUCUCACCCGAAGUACAUGGACCUGUACAAGGAGAAGCUAACAAGUGAGAUCAAGGAAACACAGGAGCGCUGCCACCAGACCCUGUUCAUCUUCGAUGAGGCUGAAAAGCUACAUCCGGGACUGCUAGAGGCUCUUGGGCCACACCUGGCACACCAGACCCCCAAGAACCACAGGGUCGAGUCCCCGAAGACCAUCUUUCUUUUUCUCAGUAACCUUAGAGGCAAUACCAUCAAUGCAGCUGUCCUGAAUCUGCUUCAGGCUGGAGGGACCCGGGAAGAAAUCAAGCUGGACCAGCUGGCGCCCCAGCUCCAGGCUGAGAUUGCAGAGUCCACGGACACUGGCUUUGGCCACAGCUGUCUUGUCAAGGAAAAUCUGAUUGACUUCUUCAUCCCCUUCCUGCCACUGGAGUACCGCCACGUGAGGCUGUGCGCAUGA